Molecule: messenger RNA, 2003 nt
Organism: Cladophialophora immunda
Lineage: Eukaryota; Fungi; Ascomycota; Eurotiomycetes; Chaetothyriales; Herpotrichiellaceae
Exons: 1
Coding region: 348-1325 (325 amino acids)
Source: RefSeq, a predicted model, not a curated record
GUCGAUAUCGCGUAUCCCUGGACACAUGUUCCUGACACCCAUGACUUUGCACCUCGACCUACAAGUCGGAUGACAUUACUCUGAGACACACAAUAUCUGUGACGUCGGAGGCGAAAUAUACCGUUGACUUCGGCACCCGGCCAUUCACAUCAGAAACUAAUCCUACACCUCGAUUAGUGAGCCACAGCACCCUUCGGCUGAAUUGCAAAUCCUCUGCGCCAGGCUUCCGCCAGCCUUGGUUGUCACUCGGUCCAGUCACUCAUUAUCUCUCGGGUAGCAGGACGGUAACCUCUUUGUCCCUCCAAGAACCCCCAAACUCACCGGGACCUGCUUCGAUACCGACGACAAUGUCCCCGCGGCAGCUUACCACGACCACCACCUACACCCUUGCCCAUACCGCCCAGUGCAAGUUAAAAAUCGCCGCCAAUCGUCCUGACCGGAAUCUGCGAUUUGUUCUUGGCCAUGCUUUUACCCUAGAUAAUCUGAUGGUGCGCAUCGUCGAGAUCGAGAAUCAGAGCGCCAAGUCUAUCUUUCAGGAGGGCAAGCCGCCCAGCGACCACGGCCAUGAACACUACGACUGCACGGCAUCACAGCCGAUAGCUCCAGAGCCGGAUCCCCAUUACGACUGCACAGCGGCGAAGCCAACAGCGCCAGAGCCCGAAGCGAGGGGUCGCAGAGUCAGUUUCCACGACAACAAUGCCCGGCCAUCCAGCACAGCAGGUGUCGCCUCUAACAACCGUGCCCACGGCACUUCUUCGCCGGCGCGCAAGCGAUCACCGCCACCCACCUCAGUGCAACACAGGUACCUGGACGAAGAGCAGGACGAAGACGACACAUCCUCGGACGACUACGACGAUCCCAACUCGUACCACUAUGACUGCACGGCCGCAGCCCCGGAGCCGGAAAAGCCAGCGCCGAAACAAAGGCCCGUGCACGACGCAUACUCGGACGAAGAGGACGCGGCGCUCGAGCUCGCGGACGACGAACUCGACGACGAAAUGAACGAGCUGUCUCUCAUGCGCUUCGGCUCCGCCGCGGCACAACCGCCUCGCAUGGUCCGCUCUGACUCGUCGUCGGACGAGGACGAGGAGGACAAGGCGCAGCCGGUCACGCCACCUCAGCUGCCCGCCGACGUCGACGUCAGGGAGAUCCUCGGCGGCGAGAAGGACAGUGAGCUGACGGAUCUGUACGAGAGCGUGAGGCGGUGUGCCUGUCACGGGAGGAGGGAGGACCCCGAGGUCGGGGGUCCGCCGCAAGGCAUCUGGGACGUGCCCCUGGAGAAAACCGGCGGGAAGCACUUGGCCGUCGUGGCGGUUGCCGCUUGAAAGCCAACCCCCAUGUGUGGGUUUUGAAAGGAAGAAAUGGUAACGGAGCAGAAGGCUACUUUCAAAGUGGACGAGGCAUUAAUGCGGUGGUGCCUGCUGGCGCUGGCACAGAAUUCGCACCUCCUGGUUGUGAGUACAGUAAGCCGACGGCGGCGCUGGAAAGGCUAUGAAUGUGUUUUAUGGAGUAUGUAUCGGAGCAAGCAAGCAAAGGCCGGAAAGCCAGAUCACCCUACAAAGGGUCAGCAUGGAGAAAUUGGGGGGGGGGGUUUCUUUUGGCGUUCUUAUCUGCCGCCAUUUUCUUGCCGGUGUGGAGAGGUCAAGGCGCUUUGGGAUCGAGGCAAAGCAAAGUAUCUACCCACCUAUCUAUCUCUCUCUCCACUAUCUACUAUCUAUCUACUUAUGCACCCAUCUGUUCAGCAAGCAUCCAAGCAGGCAAGCAAGCAAAGGGCCGCUUUUGGGGGGACAGGGGGCUUGCGCGAUAUGACUUGUUGCUGUUUACCCUACGAUGUCCAUGGCUAUCUAGUAGGUACGGUACAUACGUACACGAAACGUCCACAUGUGGCCCUUCCCUGGCUAUCAAGGUACCUUGCUGGGGUAUUGAGGAAACCCGACAAAAAGGUAUCGACCUCGGGUUUACCUUUUGUAGGAUUGAGUAUAGUAUAGUAUAUUAUAUUAUAU